CACCAGGGAAUGUUCAGGACAUGAAUAUACUGCUCACCAUCCUAUAUGUGAUAUUUGACACUGCUGGAAGCGGGAAGGUUAAGGAAGUAUGGAUCGCUCCUGUGUAAACUGCCUAAAAAUUCUGAUGAUAGUUCUCAACUUUCUGUGUUGGCUCUGUGGCGCGUUUGUGGUCGCCUUUGGCAUAUUCCAGGGAAUGCAUUCCAGGUUCGCCUCUCUCAUCACAACCUUCUGGUCUAUCUAUCCGGCUAACACCCUGGUGGUCACUGGUACCAUUGUCACCUGUGUGUGUUAUUUGGGUGUGCUGGGAGCCAUUAAAGAGAACCGCUGCAUGCUUAUCAGCUUUUUUAUCCUGCUCUUCAUUCUGAUGUUGGUGGAGCUGGCCAUGGCCUGUGUGUUCCUGGUCUACAGCAGAGUGAUUGACACAUACUUUGAGAGCGACCUAAUGCAAAGUUUGCAGGUCUACAAACAAUCCGGUCCAGAGGAAAACCAGAUCAUUAAAGAUGAUUUUGAUUCUGUCCAGCACCUGCCUGGCUGUCUCCUGUUACGGCGGGGUCCCAUGUUACAGCGCGGAUCGUUUCCCCAAGAUGCAGACGGAAUUCCGGAGGCAGUGCGCAGUUUAGGUGUUGUGGAGUUCGUGGGGAGGCAGAUUGGCUGGGUAACGCACCCAUUUCCUGUUGUAGUCAGGAUCCUUGCACCUCAACCCUUCAUGCCAACUGGCAAGAGGGUUGUCUCUAUAAACUCAGGGACUGGUUUGCAGGAAACUACCGUAGCACGGGGGCAGGCGUUGUAACAAUGUUUAUCAUACAGUUCACUUGUCUGUGUUUCACCGUCCCUUUGUUUUGCCACUUCUGUCGAAACGAACUGGGAUACUUGUAAAAGAAGACCCAAUACAAAGAAUGACCGUCUAGAUGACUUCGCCGGUUGUUGAAAUUGUCGACGCAUGUCCAUAAUAGGCAGCACGGUGGCUGAGUAGACAUUGUGUCUGCUGCACAAUAAAUAGAUCUGGGUUCAAAUCUCAAUUGGAGCAUCCCUGUAUGGAGUUUGCAUCUUGCAUUGAUUUUCUUCAGGUACUCGAGCUUCCUCCCAAACACCAAGUUAGAUUAAAUGACGACUCUAAAUAGUCCUUAGGUGUCAAUGAUUGUUUUUCUAGCCCUUCGAUUGCCUGGCGACCAGUCGAUGGUGUGCCCUGCCUUACACCCGAAGUUAGCUUGGAUAGGCUCAAAUUCACCCAUAAGUGACCUUAAUGAGGAUGUGCAGUAUCAAAUAUGCUUGGGUGUCCAUAUUUUCAUAACAAGGGUGUACUCAAACUAGGUGGUUCAUAACGUGCGAGACUUGGGCAAGAUUUUCCCUCACUCCUCUGGCAUUUGUGCCUUGAGUUGUGUCAUCAUUU
Entelurus aequoreus (snake pipefish) is the source of this 1390-nucleotide messenger RNA. Its product is annotated as leukocyte surface antigen CD53-like. The record is from RefSeq and is a predicted model, not a curated record. The transcript has 9 exons. Gene Ontology annotation, cellular component: membrane. NCBI's taxonomy places the organism in Eukaryota, Metazoa, Chordata, Actinopteri, Syngnathiformes, Syngnathidae. Bases 89 to 790 code for a protein of 233 amino acids.